Molecule: messenger RNA, 2881 nt
Organism: Lactuca virosa
Lineage: Eukaryota; Viridiplantae; Streptophyta; Magnoliopsida; Asterales; Asteraceae
Source: the annotation of a GenBank genome assembly
UAUUUUUCAACGUGAAUUGACCUAAAAUUAGACAACUAAUCUCGAGGGAGAAAGAGAAAGUGAUCAAACUUAUUAUAAGAAGAUAAAAGGGGUUUAUGCUUAUGCUUGCUUCAAGUAAAGGACUACUCAUAUGCAUCAUCAUCAUCAUACAUAGAACAUCAGGUGAUCGAUGAUUUGACUUUUGGGUAGUGGGCGUGGCAACCAUGGAUGCUUCAAGGACCUCCUCUGAAGCAGCUUUAACACUUGAAAACGACACCAUUGGCUCAAAAGUCUGCCAUUUUUUAGGCCUCAAACAAAAAUAUGGAAACCCAAAAGUUGUAUCCCUUGUUUCUUCAUGUCUUGAGAAAUCGGUUGAAAAGAACGAGCAAACUACUAAAAAAGACAUUGAUAUUACAGUUUUUCAUGGCUCAAGAGCACCUACACUCACCAUUCAACAAUACAUGGAUCGCAUCUUUAAGUACUCUCGCUGCAGUCCUUCUUGCUUCAUUGUUGCACAUAUAUACAUCGAUAGAUUCAUCCAAUCUCAAAAUAUCAUUUUGACUUCUCUUAAUGUUCAUCGUCUUUUGAUCACAAGCAUAUUGGUAGCUACAAAGUUCAUUGAUGAAGCAUUUUUUAAUAAUGCGUAUUAUGCGAAAGUGGGAGGAGUGACAACAGCAGAAUUGAACAGACUGGAGAUGAAAUUUCUGUUUGGAAUUGAUUUUCGACUGUAUGUUGACAUUUCUACAUUUGGAAGGUAUUGUUCGGCGUUGAUGAAUGUGGCUCCAGGCGAGGAGGAGGUUCAGCAGCCUGGCCUAGAGAGGAAAUCGUAUUCGUAUCGGCGUAUCGCUUCUUCUCCAAGUCCAUUAGGGCCCACGUGCCUUCUUCCAUACAAAAACAUAAUCACGGGGGAAACAAUCACAGUCCCCCACUUUGCAGUUCGAAUUGCCCUCUUCAUACUUCAAAGGGUUUUCGUCUUUGCCGGCGGAGCAAAGAGCCGCUCCGGACGGUUUUCAACAGGAGAAAACUUCAUCAGUCGCCGUUUCUCUUUCACAUCCACCACCACCACCGGUUCGUUUGAUAUGGAGUCUACUGCACCAAAUCAACUGCGCUCAAUUAAAUUGUGGCCUCCAAGUCAUGGCACCAGGCUUGUUCUUGUGCAACGUAUAGUUAAAAAUCUCACAACUCCAUCUAUUCUAUCUAGAAAAUAUGGUAUUUUAAGCAAGGAAGAAGCAGAAGAAGAGGCAAAGCAAAUAGAGUCAUCAGCCUUUGCCAUUGCAAACAAACACUUUGAAAAGGAACCUGAUGGUGAUGGAGGAUCUGCUGUACAAACUUAUGCUAAAGAAUCCAGUAAACUCAUGGUGGAAGCUGUGAAAAGAGGCCCUAAACCAAAAACAGAUCAAGAACCUGAACCCAUACCAGAUUCAGUUACACCACACCAUGAAACCUUCUUUGACAUUUCUGGAGGAAAGCGAGCCUUCAUUGAGGCAGAUGAAGCUCAAGAACUUCUAAAACCUUUAUCUGAACCUGGAAACAAAUACACAAAGAUAUGUUUUAGCAAUAGAAGUUUCGGUCUGGAUGCUGCCCGAAUUGCUGGACCCAUUUUGUCAUCUCUGAAAGAGCAGUUGACCGAAGUUGACCUAUCCGAUUUUAUCGCCGGGAGGCCAGAAGCUGAUGCUCUUGAAGUCAUGACCAUUUUUGCCUCAGCUCUUGAAGGGUCAAAUCUUAGGUAUUUAAACCUUUCAAAUAAUGCUUUGGGUGAAAAAGGUGUAAGGGCAUUUGAAAAGCUUUUAGCUUCACAAAGUAACCUUGAAGAGUUGUAUUUGAUGAAUGAUGGUAUCUCAGAGGAAGCUGCAAAGGCAGUAUGUGAAUUAAUCCCAUCAACAAAUAAACUCAAAGUCCUUCAUUUUCAUAACAACAUGACCGGAGACGAAGGGGCGAUUGCCAUUUCCGGACUCGUGAAGGAAUCACCAAUUCUGGAGGACUUCCGGUGCUCCUCCACGAGGGUUGAUUCCGAAGGUGGGGUUGCAUUAUCUAAAGCACUCGGGACUUGCCCCAAUCUGAAAAAGAUUGAUCUUCGUGACAAUAUGUUUGGAAUCGAAGCCGGAAUCGCAUUAAGCAAAGCCAUUCCAGUGUUUACUAGUCUCACCGAGGUGUAUUUUAGCUACUUGAAUUUGGAGGACGAGGGGACUUUGGCUCUUGUGAAUGCAAUCAAGGAUUCCGAUUCCCCCCUUGAAGUUCUGGAGAUGGCCGGAAACGAUAUUACAUCGGAAUCGGCUUCGGCUUUGGCGGCUGUUAUAACCGCAAAGAAAAAUACUUUGAUUAAAUUGGUUUUAUCUGAGAAUGAAUUGAAGGAUGAAGGUGCGAUAGUGAUUGCUAACUCACUUAAAGAAGAGUUUGGACAGUUGACCGAAGUUGACCUGAGCACAAACGGAAUCAGAACGGUUGGAGCUAGGGCUUUGUCUCAGGCUGUUGUGGGUAAACCAGGGUUUAAAUUACUGAACAUUAAUGGUAACUUUUUAUCGGAUGAAGGGGUUGAUAACGUGAAAGAGAUAUUCAAGAGUUUUCCUAGUGUUCUUGGUCCAUUGGACGAAAAUGACCCAGAAGGAGAAGAAUAUAAUGAUGAUGAUGAUGAUGAUGAAGAUGGUGAUGAUGCUAAUGAAGAUGAGUUGCAGUCAAAGCUUAAGGAUCUUGAAAUCAAGCAGGAAGAGUAGGAGAAGAUGGAUUCAGUAUAUUUAGAAUCUAAUCAAGAGUUGGGAUGAAUGAUAUGUUUUCUAUCUAUAUAUUAUUCAAACCUAUGAAGUUGGGUACUUGUAAUAUUAUUAUUAUUAUUAUUGCAACUCUAUUAUGACUUUUGUUGUCGUUUUAUAAAUUGAAAUUUUGUUCUAGAAAUGAAAUUUGUCAG